UUGGGUUUAGUGGGUUAUUGUGGUGCUGUUUGGAGAAAUGUAAGAGGCCGGCCCGUGACGAUGUGAAUUCCUCGAGCAGCCGACAGCGCCGGAAUCCCCCCCGAUCCGCGGUGAAUGCGGCGCGUCACGGGGCAGCGCCCCAGGUGUACCGGCCGCCUCCUGGUGGCGGUGCUGCUGGCGCUGAGGAGCGCCGCCGCGGCCGAAACGUCGGAGAUCAGGGACUUCGUCGAGACGAACGUGCUGCCCGAUGGCGAGGUCGAGACGAGGGUGUUCUACAAGGGCGUCGUCGCCAAGGAGACCAGGGUGGGCUCGGGAUCGAACGUGGGCCUCAGGUUCCGCGAGCUGACCCAGGCCGAUCGGCUGAUCCAGCUGAUCGUCGACGACGACGGUCGAUUGAUCGACUGCGAUUUCGGCCGCGACGACGGCCGAUCGGCCUCGUUCCUAUCUAGUUUCAGGCGCGAUCUGGGCGACUUGGUGGCCGCCUCGAACGGCACGGUGGAGUCGUUGGACGGGAAACGGCUGCCCGGCGAAUUCGGCUGGAUGGACUUCGGCCGAUUGAAGGCCGAUUGCAAGAGGCGGCAUCGCGAGAUGAAGGAGCGGAUGCAGGAGCGAAGGUCGAAACGCGACGUGGGCGACAUCUUCCGAGUGCCGGGGACGAAAUGGUGCGGUAAAGGCUACUCGGCGGACAAGUACACCCGAUUGGGCGGCUUCUCCAAGACCGACCGCUGUUGCAGGAAGCACGACCUGCGCUGCCCCUUCUGGAUCGGCGGCUUCGAGACCAAGUACGGCCUGUUCAACUGGCGAUUCAACACUCUGAUGCACUGCAACUGCGACGAUCGGGCGUGCUUGAAGAGAGCGGGCACCGGCGACGCGAACAUGGUGGGAAAAUUGUUCUUCAACGUGGUGCAGACGAAGUGCUUCGUCUUGAAGCCGAAGAAGUCGUGCGUGAGGCACUCCUGGUGGGGCAAGUGCGAGAAGACGAAGGUCGUGAAGCAAGCCGUUUUGAGGGAUAACGUACCGUUUUAA
Molecule: messenger RNA, 1026 nt
Organism: Phyllotreta striolata
Lineage: Eukaryota; Metazoa; Arthropoda; Insecta; Coleoptera; Chrysomelidae
Source: the annotation of a GenBank genome assembly